AUCGAGAAAGAUCCUUCAUCGAGAUUACAGCUCAUCUCGUUUCCACGCAUCGAGUGAGCUCAAUCCAACACUUCCAUGCCAAACAUUUUAAUACAAUUCGACAACUCCUCACCAAUGCUAAUGGCAAUACCAGUCUCAAGCAAUCCCUAUAUUGCCUACCAAAUUCACCAUCGAAAUCUCAACCAAAUGGAGCUUAACAUGGCUCGUUAGUUAACCUAACGGAAAGAUGCCCAAUAGAUGUAUUUUCAACCAAGUCUAGGUUUUCUAAACUGCAUGCUUCCUCACUCCACGUGUCACCUUGCAUGCCUUCAUUCCCAACAAAGUAGCAUCAACUCAACACCUGUCUCCCAAAACCCUGACACUUCCGCUAUAACCCUUCAACACUUUGACCCACUCACACACUGAUUUCGCGCAUCUUCACCUUCUUGAGCUCCUGAAGUCGUCACUCAGAUCAAUGGCUGAUCGUCACUCCAGCCCAGUCCAGGUCCAGAGAGCCCCAAGACCCACUGCCGCCGCUCCGGCCGCCACCCCCGGCAGUGCCUUCCUCCAGAAGCUCCACGAGCAUGCGCCGAACCCGGCCCAACUCCUGGGCUUCCUCAGCCUCCUCGUCUCUGGAGGCAUCUUGCUCCUCCUCACCGGCCUCACGGUGACCGGCACCGUGAUUGGCCUGAUCCUAUUCACGCCUAUCAUCAUUAUCUCAAGCCCGAUAUGGAUCCCGCUCUGUGUGGCCAUGUUCGUGAUGGCCGUGGGGUUGUUGUCCGUUUGCGGGUUCGGCAUCACGGCAUUGGCCGGCUUGUCGUGGCUGUACAGGUACUUCCGCGGGUUCCACCCGCCUGGGUCGGACCGGGCCGACUAUGCGCGGAACCGGAUCUUCGACACGGCCCGCCACGUGAAGGACUAUGCAAGAGAGUAUGGUGGGUAUUUGCAUAGCAAGCUGAAAGAUGUGGCUCCCGGGGCAUGACCACAUGAGGGAAGAAGGACUAUAUAUUUUUGGAAUUUUGAUGGAGUGGCAAUCUUAGAAUUUUGUUAUGGUUCAUUUCUAUGAUCCCUUUGCCUUUUCAGCUUGCUGAUGUCCGCUUGGCUUGAUGUUUGUACGAAAUUUUAGUCCUCUUUUGAGGUUCUCUUCUCCAUUUCACUUUAUAUGGAAAAUGCAUAAUGUUGGAUGAUGGUUCCAUAAUUCGUUUAA
Messenger RNA from Rhodamnia argentea, 1186 nucleotides. RefSeq names its product oleosin G. Gene Ontology annotation, cellular component: membrane; monolayer-surrounded lipid storage body. Lineage: Eukaryota; Viridiplantae; Streptophyta; Magnoliopsida; Myrtales; Myrtaceae. The transcript has a single exon. Bases 455 to 961 code for a protein of 168 amino acids. The record is from RefSeq and is a predicted model, not a curated record. Gene Ontology annotation, biological process: lipid storage.